Knipowitschia caucasica is the source of this 948-nucleotide messenger RNA. Lineage: Eukaryota; Metazoa; Chordata; Actinopteri; Gobiiformes; Gobiidae. The record is from the annotation of a GenBank genome assembly.
AUGGCCACAGCGGCGUCCAGCCCCUACACCCUGCUCAGCUCCAGCCCCAUGCUGCAUGCGGACAGCCAGGCCAUGCAGCCCGCCAGCCCCUACAGAAGCCACCACAAACUGCUGCAGAGCGACUACGGACACGCGCUGGGACACCAAUGGGAGGGCAGCCCCUGGUCUGGCUCUAUGGAGCAGCAGGACGUGAAGCCAGGCAUCAUCCACCACCACUCCCCCCAUCACAACACCCACAACAGCCACCCGGGCGCAUGGGGCAGCCCCGUGACCCACAACAACAUGUCCUACUCUCAGACGGGCUUCUCUGUGAACAGCAUCAUGGAGCCCGGGGGCCAGGGCAUGCACGGGGGCCUCAGGGACACCCUGAGCCCUGAGCACGGGGACCUGGGUCCGCACCACUGCCACGACCACUCGGACGAGGAGACGCCCACCUCGGACGAGCUGGAGCACUUUGCCAAGCAGUUCAAGCAGCGGCGCAUCAAGCUGGGCUUCACGCAGGCAGACGUGGGGCUGGCGCUGGGGACUCUGUACGGGAACGUGUUUUCUCAGACCACCAUCUGCAGGUUCGAGGCGCUGCAGCUGAGCUUUAAAAACAUGUGCAAACUCAAGCCGCUGCUCAAUAAGUGGCUGGAGGAGGCCGACUCGUCCACGGGCAGUGCCAGCAGCAUAGACAAGAUCGCAGCUCAGGGUCGGAAGAGAAAGAAGCGCACAUCCAUCGAGGUGAGCGUCAAAGGGGUCCUGGAGACGCACUUCCUCAAGUGUCCCAAACCCUCCGCGCAUGAGAUUACGUCUCUGGCGGACUCCCUGCAGCUGGAAAAGGAGGUGGUGCGUGUGUGGUUCUGUAACCGGCGGCAGAAGGAGAAGCGCAUGACGCCUCCGGGAGAACCGCCACCGCCGCACGAGGGACCCUACUCCCACGGAGACGCCUCGUGCCAUGACCUCUGA